Messenger RNA from Trichoplusia ni (cabbage looper), 6287 nucleotides. RefSeq names its product mucin-5AC (gene Cht6). The transcript has 24 exons. Gene Ontology annotation, biological process: carbohydrate metabolic process; chitin catabolic process. Gene Ontology annotation, cellular component: extracellular region. Bases 363 to 5465 code for a protein of 1700 amino acids. Gene Ontology annotation, molecular function: chitin binding; chitinase activity. Lineage: Eukaryota; Metazoa; Arthropoda; Insecta; Lepidoptera; Noctuidae. The record is from RefSeq and is a predicted model, not a curated record.
UGUUUUUUUUUUGUUCACAGGAAGUCACAACAUGGCUGUCACUACUGUUAGCAGUUAUCACAUUAGGCACAUCAGUGUCAUCGAGCGAGCCCCGCGUGGUGUGCUACUACACGAACUGGUCGGUGUACCGGCCUGGCACCGCGCGCUUCAACCCGCAGAACAUCAACCCCUACCUCUGCACGCAUCUCGUCUACGCCUUCGGAGGCUUCACCAAGGACAACAGCUUCAAGCCCUUCGACAAGUAUCAGGAUAUUGAGAAAGGUGGUUACGCGAAGUUCACUGGGCUAAAGACAUACAACAAGAACCUGAAGACACUGCUGGCUAUCGGAGGGUGGAACGAGGGUUCCACCCGGUUCUCUCCCAUGGUCGGCUCCAGGGAGAGAAGGAAGGAGUUCGUCAGGAACGCUAUCAAGUUCCUCAGACAGAACCGCUUCGACGGAUUGGACUUAGACUGGGAGUACCCAGCCUUCAGGGACGGCGGGAAGCCCAAGGACAGGGAAAACUACGCCAAGCUGGUAAAGGAGCUUCGCGAGGAGUUCGACAGGGAAGCAGAGAAGACAGGGAAACCCAGGCUGCUGCUCACCAUGGCCGUGCCAGCUGGUAUCGAGUAUAUACAGAAGGGAUUUGAUGUGAAGACUUUGAACAAAUACUUGGACUGGAUGAACCUGCUCUCGUACGACUACCACUCCGCCUUCGAGCCCGCGGUGAACCACCACGCGCCGCUCUACCCGCUCGAGGAGCCCAACGAAUACAGCGUCGAUAACGAACUUAAUAUUGACUACACAAUAAAGUUCUACUUGGAGAACGGUGCGGAUGCUGACAAGCUUGUCCUCGGUAUACCGACUUACGGACGCUCCUACACGCUGUUCAACCCUGACGCUGUGGAGAUCGGAUCGCCGGCAGACGGGCCCGGAGAGCAGGGAGACGCUACAAGGGAGAAGGGAUAUCUGGCUUACUAUGAGAUUUGCGAGGCCCUCAAACCCAAGACAAAGAAACGCCAGGCAUCUGACGAGGACAGUGAGGAGUACUCCGAUGAGGAGGAGGAGACAUGGACCGUGAUGCACCCGAACCCCGACGCGAUGGGCCCCGUCGCCUACAAGGGCAACCAGUGGGUGGGGUACGAUGAUGAGGAUAUCGUCCGAAAGAAGGCUGCAUACGUCGCUGAGAAUGGACUAGGAGGCAUUAUGUUCUGGUCUAUCGACAACGACGACUUUCGCGGCACGUGCCACGGGAAACCUUACCCGCUCAUCGAAGCCGCCAAGGAGUCCUACUUCGCUAAACUCGGGUCCACAGAUAACGUAAUAACGGAGAAGACAGCUGUCGCUCGUCCCUCCCGCAGGAAGAGCAAGCCGAGAAGCAGCACCACGACGUCGACUACCACUCCCAAACCCACCAGUGCUGCCAAGAGCAACAAACGCAAACCCAGUCCCUCAGUAACGAGCACCACUCCAUCAUGGAACAUCAUCACUCCGGAACCACCGACUACUCCCGACCCAGGAUCAGACUUCAAGUGUACUGACGAAGGUUUCUACCCUCACCCUCGCGACUGCAAGAAGUACUUCUGGUGUUUGGACUCCGGGCCCUCGAACCUUGGCAUUGUAGCGCAUCAAUUCACUUGUCCUUCUGGUCUUUACUUUAACAAGGCGGCCGACUCUUGCGACUUCGCUCGCAACGUACCCUGCAAGAAGUCAACUCCCACCACGAAGGCGCCCACCACGAAACCUCCCACUACUAAGACUGUUCCGACUUCCACAACGAGUACGAGCACGACCUCGACGACUACUAGAAGACCGCUCAGACUUAGUACGAAGAGCUCCUCGCUGUUCAGGACCACAUCCACAACUACUCCAGAACCAGAGACUGAAGAAGAAUACGAAGAAGAUUCAGUGGAAAGCGGUGAUGAAGAUGCAGAAGACCCCAGAGUUAUCAAAGAACUGAUCGACCUCAUUAAGAAAGUUGGUGGUAUCGAGCAGUUGGAGAAGCAGCUGGGUCUGGGCGACAGCGCGAGUCCCGCGGCCAGCACAGACGGCGCUCCCACCACCACGCCCUCCGCCUUCAGCAAGAAACUCUACCAGAAAGUACUCGAGAGGACUCGUGGCAGGAACAAAUACACUGGAAUCAACAGUAUUCUCGAAGGCUCCGGACAGAACAGUCGCCGCGGACCACAAAACGCAGGAAUAGAACCUUCAAGCGAUAAAGAUAAACUGUUGAAAAAGGACAGACCUCAAUAUACGACAAUCAACCGUCAACGUGGUUCCACAUCAACAACCGAAGCUGCCGAAGACAGUGAAGAGGUUGAAGAGUCUUCGGAAGAGGUUGUCGAGCAGGUCCUGAGGUCGAAGGCUGUGGAGACAGAGUCCAGAGUGGGCACCACCGCUAAGCCACUGCAAUACGUUAACAUUCGCAGAGCGAGGCCAACCACUCUGAGUACUUCGGACACUGCUGAUGAUACUGCUUCCAGGAACGCACUGUUCGAGAGAUCUGAGCCAUUAGUGUCAGUAUCAGACACGCCAAACUCGUUGGACAUACUGAGCGCAAGAAGAGAAAAUGUACCAGAGUACGUCACCAUCAGGAGACAGCGACCCACUACCGAGGAAACCACUACUGUGCAAUAUCAAAAUUCUAACGAAGAAGAAGAACUACAAGAAACAGCAUUAGAAAGAGAAAUAUCGACACAGCCUCAAUACACAUCUAUUGUGCGAUCUCGCUCUACACUCCGUCCCACUGAGGAGCCAACCGAUACCCCUCUCCCUAGAAUACGCUCCACCACUGUACCUACCGAGGAAACCAGUAGCCCCGAUCCAACCACCGUACUAGCUGUCCAAAUAUCCUCUUUACUGAACUCCCCAAGCACUUCCGAAAUCGAAACACCCGAGACUGAAGCACCUGCUACCACCACUGUCGCUGAAACAACCACUACAACGACCACAACAACUACGACCGCUGCUCCUAUAAACACUCGUCGUCCGCUGAUCAGACGGCGGGGAUCCACCACGCCAUCACCAUCAAGCACGGCAGCGCCAUCAAGCAUCACGCAGGCUCCAAAGCGCAGUUUCCUUCGGCGCACGAAAGCGACCGCGCCUCCAGACACGGCGGAGACAGAAUCCAGCACAGAUAAAACAGAAACCACCACAAACAAGUUCACUAGACGCGGGAGUUCCAAAUUCAAGUCGCGAAAAGAAGCUGAACUCGAGAAAAAAGGUUCGACCACGAAGAACGAAGUGGAAAAUGCGUCGCGGAGGCCAUCUUUGAGCGGCGGCGCGCGGCGGAGUGAGCGACCGACGCGCAAGUUUGUGCGAGUGCGGCCGGGAGGGGCAAACGUAACAUCAACAACAGCAGCUACUGUCUCAUCAUCGUCAUCAUCACCAUUAGCUGCCGUCACCCGGCGUCCGUUCCGCGUCACCGCUCGCAGGCGUCUGGGGUCCACCACCACCACUAGCACCACGUCCACAGCUGCACCAACCACUGCUGAGGCGCAGGCCGCCACCAGCGCUUACGAAGAUGAGGAAUCGUUACAGGAUAUUGGCGAUAUUGAUGUAAUUGAAGACCCAACUCUUGAACCUAAAGCUCCGAAGAAAUUCAACAAGGUCCAACGGCGUCCCCUCGUCAAUUUGAAAGAAGACGUGAAAGACCAGAACCCUUCAGCUACAAACGAAGAAGAAAGAAAGAGACAGAGCAAGAAGUACAGCUCUACUAUUAAACAGAACCAGUUGGAUGACCUGAUCAAGUCGAGGAGUCAGGAGGAGACGACUACGGAAGCCAAGUCUACUGCUGACGAAAUAAAUUCAGAAACAGCUUUGGCGAUAGCCGCUCACCAACUGAUCACAGCGCCCCUACCAAGCGUACAAGACUUCGAAGAUGAUGUGAAACCGACAAGAAAGACACAAACCACCGUCGAAUACAAGUACACGAGCCGAGAAUACAGCGAACAGACUGACAGCCGAACACCAACCUACGAUGAAUACCAAAGCACACCAGUCUACAAGAGUACUCUGGGAAGCUACGACAAAACUCAACCCGACUUCGAUUCCUCCAAAGUAACGUCCGACUUCAAUGUACUAAAGUCUCCAGUCACUUCAACAGGCGCCUACAGAACUGAAUACACAGAAACUGCACCGCAAACUUUCACUUCAGAAUUUGAUGCCCCGAAAAUAUCGACAACCACCUAUGACAUACCAAAAACGACUGCCUUCCCUAACACUGUGAACACUGCAAACACAGCCAACCUUGACUUCGGUCGUCCAACUGGCAGCGAAUACAGUGCUCCUGAAUAUCUUCCAAAGGCGACUAAUUUCCCAAACACAGCAACGGGGCAAGAUUUCGUCAGAACUACAUUAAGUGAGUUUUACGACACUCGAAGCGACUUCGACUCGAAGAUAUCUUCUUACCUCCCCAAAUCGACUGUAACGAACUUCCCGACGAACACAGUGCCUCAAGAAUUUGGCCGUACCACAGGCAACACGUACCCUGACACCUCCACAGACUUCGUGGCUAAGACUUAUGUUCCUAAAUUCCCAUCAACAGAUUACCCGAACACGAUAAACCAGGAAUAUAUCAGAACAACCCUGAACACAUUUGAUAAUUCGCCUACGGAGCUCAACUCGCCAAGGAUCUCAACCACUUUGGCUCCACCGCCGUCUACACCAUCAAGAUACUUUGAAAGAACGACUUUCUCAGACAUUCCAACAGAAAACUCACCAAGAAUUGCAACUGGAUUCUCCCCAAGAUCGACUGCUACAACCAAAUUUAGCAGAAGUGGUUCGAGAUAUUCUGGAGCAACAAAUGAAGAUGGAACUGGUUUUACUGGAGUCCAAAGGAGUUCUACGCAGAGAUAUAGAACAGAGAAACUGAUACCAGUGCCGGUGGAAAGCACGGGCUUCACGACAGUCGGGUACAGCAGUCCCAGCCAAGAGCCUACAUACUUCACCAGGGAAUACCUCUUGGAGUCGCCGGUUACUAAAACUUACGAUGAGGAAUACCAGUAUCUAUCACCAAUUACGACGCCUGCAACGCCGGCUACUCCAACAAGGAAGGUCAUAAGGAAAAAGAUUCAACGUAAGAUCUCGACAACGCAGCAACCGACGACGCAACCCCCACCAACAUCCACUCCCAAACCACGUAGAGGGCCUCCGAAGCAACCGUUUGAGAAGAUACCGAAAGUACCAAAGAAGACUUACAGGCCGAUAGCUAACUACGAUUAUUAUGAUGACAGCGAUGAGAAGGUAGCUGUCAAAUAUGUAGAAGGCACCAAGGUCGUGAUGCGUUCAGAUGGUCAUAUCGAGUGUCUGGACAUCGGCAACUUCCCUCACCCGUCGUCGUGUAAGAAGUUUAUAUCGUGCGCUCGCAUUGAGAACGGGUCCCUGCUCGGCUGGGAGUACGUCUGUCCAAAGGGACUCAGCUUCGACCCCGUCGGUGGAAUCUGUAACUGGUCAGCAGGCCUUGGCUGCGACGAGAAAGACGCCUAAAAAUGUAUCUAAGUCUAGAAAUUUCAAGAAAUUAGAAAAAUCAAUUUAAAAAAUUUACAUUUGAAAGUACUUUUAGAUAUUUUUUGUGUUCAGUAGGUACUUAUUUUUAGCAAGUACUUAUGUUUAAUCACAUGUAAAAAUCGUGUAUAAACCUACUAUUUAAAAAGGUACUUUAAGAACAAAAAUGUAAAUAAAUUUUAAUCCUAAUUCUGUUCUCAUAAAUUCUUAUAUUAUUAUUUUAAUUCACUUUCUAUUGUAAGUAUAUAUUAAUGUUAAAUCAAAAUUUUGUAAAAAAUUAUGUGAUAUUACUAUCUUUUAUUGUUGACUGAACAAAGUAAACUAAAUUUAUUGAUAAAUAAAAUAUUGUAGAGAAAAGGGAGUAGGCACAGAUGGAAGCAACAUUUGUGUUUUAUCUAUUAGCAACAUCAUAGAGCCAAGACAGUAUUUUGUCACUGGCAAUACUUAUUUAACUUAUAAAAUGUUAUCAAAACAAAAAAAUAUUUAUAGAGAUUGAACUGUCACAAAACUCUUUUCAUAUUAUUUGCGUACUUUUCUCCUUUAUUCAAAAUGAAUCGUUAAAAUAUUAUUAAAUGCAGUUUACUCCUUGUACUAAAUGAAUAAUUCUAAGUCAAAACAUGGUACUUUUGUAUCUGAAUCGUACGAACACUGCCAAUAAUAUACUCGUAGGAUAGUUCGUAUGUAAGGCGUAGCGAUCCUGAAUGUGCUCCCUGAGGUGUUACAUAUAUUUCAGAAUGUGCCUUAAUUAUUUUACAAUUGUAGUUUUAAGAUUAUUGAGACAAUAAAACGAUAUUGUAAUUAUAA